AUGUGGCAGAAUUCAUUAGGUCACUGUGUCUUGAAAGUAGAAUUUCUAAAGGGCAAAAAAGAGCUUGCAGUUUCCUUAUUUCAGACAGUUGUUUUGAUGUUGUUCAAUGAUGCACAAAAGCUUAGUUUUCAAGAUAUUAAGGAUGGGAGGGAAGUGGAUGACAAUGAUUCCUUCAAGUUUAAUGAUGUAUAUACUGCUCCUCUUUAUCGUAUAAAGGUGAAUGCUAUCCAAUUGAAGGAAACUGUGGAAGAAAACGCAAGCACCACAGAGAGAGUAUUCCAAGAUAUCAAUAUCAUGUCCAAUUAUUUUUUUUAG
Lactuca virosa is the source of this 315-nucleotide messenger RNA. NCBI's taxonomy places the organism in Eukaryota, Viridiplantae, Streptophyta, Magnoliopsida, Asterales, Asteraceae. The record is from the annotation of a GenBank genome assembly.